Molecule: messenger RNA, 2752 nt
Organism: Trifolium pratense (red clover)
Lineage: Eukaryota; Viridiplantae; Streptophyta; Magnoliopsida; Fabales; Fabaceae
Product: pentatricopeptide repeat-containing protein At3g25210, mitochondrial-like
Exons: 3
Coding region: 899-2011 (370 amino acids)
Molecular function (GO): protein binding
Source: RefSeq, a predicted model, not a curated record
AAUCACUCUCCAAUUAUUAUUAUUAACUUUUCUCUCCACAAGCUUCACUAACACAAACCCUAACUUCCUCCCCCUUUUGUUGCCGCCCCCCACCACCAUCUACCCUCAAACGGCCAUUACCAACACUGUCAAUAUCUUACUCUUAUCGUCUAGUUUCUUUCUAUUUGUUCAGUUUUUCAAUUUUUUUUUUUAAGUUGACGUUGUAUCUCUGUCGCAAGAAACACAAUUUUCGGUCAUCUUUCGGUUCAUCCAUGGAGUUUAUGACCGGAUAUGUAAUCUUUUAUCAUGUUGAUGCGAGAUUCAGGAGGAGUGAUGAAUGAGUUGAAGUAGUUGAGUGACUUAUAUAGGGAAUGUAGUUCAAGAAGAAAGAACAACUAUCUCAUUGAAAUUUUUCAUAUUUUUCUCCUCAAAGGCUCCAUUGUCAGGGUAUGCUCCUUCCUUCCUUUGCAGGUAAACAUCUUUUAGUCCAAUCCUAAAAGAAAUUUUUUGGCACACAUCUGAAUUCUUUUUUUUUUUAGUUAAGUUCAUAAAUUACUAAGAAUAAACUAUAAAUUUAUUUACCUAUUAGAGAAUAUCAGGGAGUUAUAAAUGUAGAAGCAAAGCGGAUGUAAAAAUAAAAGCAAAGCGGAUGUAAAAAUAUUCAACAAAUUAUUAAAACAUCCCGGUAAAAAUGCCACAUCAACUUACUUUUAAGACUCAUCACCAAAAUUAACUCAUAUUUCAUGUUUUGGACUAAAUGACAAAUGAAGUUAAACUUUUUUUAUCAUGUGUAUGAAAAUUUCAGGUGGACUUUCCUGGAGAAAAACAAAAAGGAAAAAAAAAAAAAAACUCACAUUGUGAGUGGUUUAUCACUGUGAUAGCUGAGAGAGGGUUUUGGGGACUCUGCUCUGAAUCAAACAUGGCCAUGUCCAUCAUCAACAUCAUCACCACAAAACGCAUCUUCAAUAUACCCCUUCUUCAUUCCACCUUCUCUCUACUCUCCUCCUCCUUCUCCACCACCACCACCACCACCCCAACAUCCUCAUCCCCAUCAAAAACCCCUCUAGAAAAACAAUUCGAAUCAUGGAUCAACCACCUCAAACCUGGUUUCACCCCUGCCGAUGUUAAUAAUGCUUUAGCCUCCCAAUCCGAUCCCGAUCUCGCUCUUGACAUUUUCCGUUGGACAUCCCAACAACGUUCCUACAAACACACUUCCUUAACCUACUUAACCAUCAUCAACCACCUCAUCACUUCUCGCCAUUACCAACAAGCCGAAACCCUAGUAGAAGAAGUAAUUGCGGGCGCGUGUGAUCCCACGCUCCCUCUUUAUAACACCAUCAUCCGUUUUUGUUGUAGCCGCAAGUUCCUCUUUAACCGUGCAUUUGAUGUUUAUAACAAAAUGUUAAACUCACAAGAUUGUAAACCUAAUCUUGAAACGUAUACUUUAUUGUUCAACUCACUUUUACGCAGGUUUAAUAAAUUGAAUGUUUGUUAUGUUUAUUUACAUUCGGUUCGGUCCUUGACUAAGCAAAUGAAGGCUAAUGGUGUGAUACCUGAUAUUUUUGUUUUGAAUAUGAUUAUUAAAGCUUAUUCUAAGUGUUUAGAGCUUGAUGAGGCGAUUAGGGUUUUUCGGGAAAUGGGGUUGUAUGCUUGUGAGCCUAAUGGUUAUAGUUAUAGUUAUAUUGCUAAGGGUUUGUGUGAGAAAGGGAGGGUGGAACAAGGUUUUGGGUUUUAUAAGGAAAUGAGGGUUAAGUGUUUGGUUCCUAGUACUAGUGCUUAUGUGAUUAUUGUUUGUAGUCUUGCGUUGGAACGGAGGUUUGAGGAUGCUAUUGAGGUUAUGUUUGAUAUGUUGAGUAAUUCUAGGUCACCGGAUCAUCUUACUUAUAAGACUGUUUUGGAAGGACUGUGUCGUGAAGGAAGGGUUGAUGAUGCUUUUGAAUUGCUUGAUGAAUGUAAGAAGAGGGAUUUUUAUAUGAAUGAGAAGAUGUACAAGACUUUGUUCAAUGAUUUGCAGUUUGUGUGCACGGACUAGAAGAUUUUGUACUAAUUAUCGUAUCGUAUUCUUGUUUCGACAAUGUGCUUGCUGUGUUCCUUUUUGUCUGAGUUGGAUUUGAACCAUCAAUUUUUUGGUACUGGUAGAGUCUGAUUUGGAGACUUCGGAUGGAUUCUGUGAAACAUUUGAUCAGAAACAUGUUGUUGCUUGGAGAGUUUUUCGCAGCUUUGAAGUAAUUUCCAUUGAACAGAUUAAUAUGGAAGGAGAGGGCAGUAGCAGCAGGGCAAUUGAAUAUAUGUUGACUCUAAUGCUGAUGUUGCUGAUAUGAUGACACAAGCUCCUUUUUUGGCUGAAAAUUGAAAGGGGCUACUAACACAAGCAUGAUUAUUCCACAGUUGGAGCAAAAACUGGUGUGUAAUUUCCACUUGCUGAUGUUGCUUGUUGAUAGUUUGCUGGAUGAGCAUCUUAUGAUAUCAUAUAACUGUCAAAGCUACUCAAUAGUCGUUUGAUUUUUAUUUUUCCCUGCCCCUAGUUCAUUUGUUUGCUCUGUGAAUUCAACUGUAAUAAAGCUUAGCCGAAAGCUUUGUAGUUAGUAGUAUUUGUCUUUUUGGAAGUCUCAUUGCAGAAUUUUAUGUUUAACCAUCCUCCAUGGUUUUGAAUAUCUCAACUUGUCUUUACCGUAAGGGAGGAAUUUCAUUGUGUAAUAAUUGACUCAACUUGUCUUUUGAUUUUUUAUUUUUGCUUUUGAUGUAGAUCAAAGUUUGGUUCUACCGUUGUCAA